AUGCAGGACAUCUUGCCCCGCUUCAUCCCUCCUGCCGAAGGGCGACGUCCCGUCUAUCGUCGCUUCAAAGAGGCAUGGGCUGUAUGCCUCGUCAUCGGUAGUCUGUUCACCUGGGCGAUAUUAGAUCGCUGGAGCGCGGACUCGGGUUCUGCUGCUCCUGUAAUCGGCACAACACCGAAAAAGAAAGAAAUCGCUCCAGCACCUGAGAUCCCGAACCAUACCCAUCCGACCUCUAGAAGAUGGGCGCCAAUCAUCCUCGAUAGACCUGUCGACAAUAUGCCGACCCAUUUCGCCCCGUUCAUCGCUGCGAGCAUAGGAAACCCCGACGAUAUCUAUGGCGAAGAGCUGCUUUACCCCGACUUUGCGAUCCCGAUGCCCAUUUUCGCAGAGGACGAGCACAGGCGUAGAUGGAUGUCGGAGACGAAAGGCAUAUCGGCGAGGGCGACUCUUGUCGAUGGACAGGACUACUUCCAGUACAAGGGUCAACAUGGACAGAACUUUGCGAGGGCUGAAACGCAGAUUCUGACCAACGUCACCUAUACCCCUCCAACGUCAUAUGACAAUUGGGGACCGCAAUCAUGUAUGAACCCAGGAAGCUCAUUACGAGCACUUCAUUUCGAACCUCAAAACAUUUCGGAUACAGCAAGCUCUCACGUUGCCAUCGACAACGCGCUGCUCGCACACACUUCCGAUUCAUGGUCGUUCCAGCAUUUCCUCGAUCGCGUCACCCAUGUGACCGCUCAAGCAGAACACCUGACGCGAGACCUGAACCUGACAGCGCUUACAGGGCGGGAAGGAAAUGCUCAGGGUCUGUGGGAUGCUAUCGGGUUCGAUGAGGAUCACGUGCUGCACGCGCCGGGAGGGGAAAUGUCGAUCGAAAGGUUGUUCUUCUCGUGCAAGACCCCUCUGAUACAUCCGUAUCUGUCGCUCAAGACGGCGGAACAGAUGGAACUCGCUUGGACUCGUCCGGACUUUGACGUCAGCCUGGCGGAGAAGAAAACGAUACUCUACAUGUCGCGCUCGAACGGCCUCGCGAAGAACGGUGGGCGCAAGGUCGUCAACGAGGUCGAGCUCCUGGCCGCCAUCCACCAAACUCUAGUAGAGAGAAAUUUGGAUGAAAAGCUAGUCGAAUUCGACCAGGACAAAUUCGCCGACACCCGAGCGUUAUCAAAUUACAUGUCCAAGGAGGUCGCGGCGAUCAUCGGUCCCCACGGUGGCGCGAUGAUGAACCAUCGAUGGGCCGCCCCGAACACGCUGGUCAUCGAGUUCUUCCCCACAAGCUUUUUGUACUAUGGCCACUGGGAAGAGACCUCCUUGCUGAAUCAAACAUACGCAGCGGUGGUGGUAGAGCCUGCACAUGGGACGGAUAUGGUGAUCAAUCCCGAGCAUAUCACGCGGUUGCUGCAAGAGAACUUGGGCAAGGUCAGACAGGACAGCAUACGGGAUGUUUAUUCGUGGGAGUCGGAAUAG
This is a messenger RNA of Filobasidium floriforme, 1470 nucleotides long. RefSeq lists its product as uncharacterized. Bases 1 to 1470 code for a protein of 489 amino acids. The record is from RefSeq and is a predicted model, not a curated record. The transcript is spliced from 3 exons. Lineage: Eukaryota; Fungi; Basidiomycota; Tremellomycetes; Filobasidiales; Filobasidiaceae. Gene Ontology annotation, molecular function: glycosyltransferase activity.